AUGACAAUCUCUUGGAGGAGACCCCCGUCGCAGUGGCUCAUGCUCAAUACGGAUGCCAGUGUCAGCCACGGCCGGGCUUACGGGGGAGGUUUGGUGUGCGACUCUAAUGGCAGGCUAAUCCUCGCUUUCUACAAGGAGUUUGGUGAGUUGGAUGUACUAUCGGCAGAGAGCUCCUCACUGUUGUAUGGACUCCAGCGGUGCUCGGAAGGAUUCACGGGGCGUCUACUGGUGCAGGUGGACUCGGAAAAUCUAGUUCGAUUGCUCAAGUCAUCAGCUAUAGCCAAGUGGCCGCUCUGCAACACGAUCAGGAGCAUACGAGCAUUGCUUCUCCGCUUUUCGGCCUCGGUCCAACAUAUAUAUAGGGAGGCGAAUUCCUCUGCUGAUAUGCUAUCUAAGCUGAGGCUUCCAUCGGAGUUAUUUUGUACCUUUCAAUACCAACUUCCAGGGAGGAUUCGGGCGGCUCUGAGUCUGGAUUGUCGAGAGUUUUGCUAUGUACGCAUGCAGGUGGACAAAGGGUAG
Messenger RNA from Coffea arabica (coffee), 519 nucleotides. Lineage: Eukaryota; Viridiplantae; Streptophyta; Magnoliopsida; Gentianales; Rubiaceae. The record is from RefSeq and is a predicted model, not a curated record.